GUCGCCUAUCAUGGCAACUAGUAACUACUCUGUUCUGGAGUACUUAACUCAUUGCGAAGUGGCGGGAUAUGCCAACGUCUUGAUUGUGAAACAACGAUGCAAGGGCUAUUGCAAACGAUCCCGCUUGUCUUCCCAGAACCAUACACAUUUAACCCUCAGCGUUGGAUUGACGAUACAUGCCGUGUGCACGGUGAUAUCCAAUUUCUCACUUUUGGCUUUGGCCGCCGAGUGUGUCAUGGUCAACAUGUCACGAAUCAGUCGGUCUUCAUCAACACGGAUCUUGUUCUGUAGGCUUUCUGCCUUUCGCAGAAUCCUGCUGCAAAGAUUGAUGCGCUUGCAUUCCAACAUAUAUGCUACUUCAUUUGAGAUAUCUUUGGAGAAGAGGAUCGAUGAGAAUGCGGUCAGGGAACUAUGCGCACCGGGGGAGUAAACUUCUCUAGGAACUUGAAAGUUCUAAUGCGGGGCGAC
This is a messenger RNA of Suillus discolor, 468 nucleotides long. RefSeq lists its product as uncharacterized. Gene Ontology annotation, molecular function: oxidoreductase activity, acting on paired donors, with incorporation or reduction of molecular oxygen; iron ion binding; monooxygenase activity. The transcript is spliced from 4 exons. NCBI's taxonomy places the organism in Eukaryota, Fungi, Basidiomycota, Agaricomycetes, Boletales, Suillaceae. The record is from RefSeq and is a predicted model, not a curated record. The coding region runs from base 97 to 291 and encodes 64 amino acids.